AUGACACAGGCUACAGUUGAUAUACACACGGUUGCGGAGAUGAACUCCACGCCCAACAGCUUCAAGAACCCGAACUAUAAACACCCGACGCGCCGUGUGAAACCUGUCAAGCAACUCAUAGUUGACGAGCAGAAGCACCUGAGGGCAAUCGCAGAGAAGGUGAAACAUGAGCCGGUGACCUACUUUGCCAUUGAGGCGCCUCCGUCCAUCAAGCCUGUGAAGAAGUACUGCGAUAUCACAGGGCUGAAGGGUAACUACCGGUCUGCAUCCAGUGGUAUAAGAUACCAUAACGCUGAGGUGUACUCCAUUGUGAAGAACAUGGCCCAGGGCGUGGACCAGCAGUACUUGGGGCUGAGAAACGCAAAUACCGUGCUAAGAUGA
This is a messenger RNA of Williopsis jadinii, 381 nucleotides long. It is a transcript of the gene IES6, whose product is annotated as Ies6p. The coding region runs from base 1 to 381 and encodes 126 amino acids. The transcript has a single exon. Gene Ontology annotation, biological process: chromatin remodeling. NCBI's taxonomy places the organism in Eukaryota, Fungi, Ascomycota, Saccharomycetes, Phaffomycetales, Wickerhamomycetaceae. Gene Ontology annotation, cellular component: Ino80 complex. The record is from RefSeq and is a predicted model, not a curated record.